GGAUGUGUAGGUGUAUGAAAAUGUUGAAAAAUGAAAUUUUUCAGAUUUAGAACAUUUGUUCAUAAAGUUCUCAAAAAUUUAAAAGCAAUAAUGAUUUUAAAAUAUGCGUUUAACAUAAUGAGAUUUGAAUUAGUAUCAGAGCUCGUAACUCUUGAUGAAGAUUGUUUACAUAAAAUUGUAAUCAAAGAAAUAUUCUUCUAACAACGAAAGAGAACAUAAAAAAAUUCCUUUAUUGAUUUUUAAAAAAAUGAGUGCUCCAAAAUUAUGAACAUGAACGUAAACAUUAAUAGAUCAGAAAAUAUUUACAUUGAACAGUGACAGAGAAAUAUCAGAAAAGACAAAAAGAUACCACCCUAUUAUGAUAACAAAAAUAUGAGAAAACAAGUUCAGUGUAGAAGACUAAAAUAAACAAAAUAGGUUGUUGAACAUUCGAAAAAGUGUUAACUAAUUGGCAUAAAGAUUAGUUAUGAUGAUGAUUCAGGAUAAACCGGAAGUUUUCCUUGAAUUCCCAAUGUGAUGACUUGAAUUAAGUAGAACAUUAACAACUAAGAACCCGUAUGAUUGGCGAAAACGGUAGCGAUCAAAAUGUGCUGGGAUGGGAUCAAGAUGAAACUGCAGCGAUUUCUAUUCCACCACCAUUUAACAACAACAAUUUGCAAUAUAAUCUUCAUUAUGUGACAAAAGGUGGAAACAAUGAUGGUAAAGACAUAACCGAACAAUGGGACGAUGAUCAAAAUUUCGGUAUCGAAGGCAUGGCGGGUGGAUUUAAUGGAACAACAGAAAAAGGGGUACACUUUCCCAACAUAUCUUCUGCAAAUGAACAUUCCAAUGGUCAAUUAUAUCAAACGCUUUUGCAACAGGGAACGCAAUCUAGAUCUAUGUCAUCACUUCCACCAGAACCGUUUAUGAUUAUGCGUUCGAAAACGCUCAAUCGACGUGUUCUUAUAAAUGUUGGUGGCGUUAAACAUGAAGUUCUCUGGAGAACACUUGAACGACUUCCGCAUACAAGAUUGGGUCGUUUAAAGGACUGCAAUACACAUGAAGCUAUAUCAGAACUUUGUGAUGAUUACUCGCUUAUAGACAACGAAUAUUUUUUCGACAGACAUCCCAAAAGUUUUAGUUCAAUUUUAAAUUUUUAUCGAACGGGAAAGCUGCAUUUAGUUGACGAUUUGUGCGUGCUUGCUUUCAGUGAUGACUUAGAAUAUUGGGGAGUUGACGAGUUAUAUUUAGAAUCAUGCUGUCAACAUAAAUAUCAUCAACGAAAAGAGCAUGUACAUGAAGAGAUGAGAAAGGAGGCUGAAAGUCUCCGUCAGCGUGAAGAGGAAGAAUUUGGAGAUGGUAAAUGUGCUCAAUAUCAAAAGUAUUUAUGGGAUAUGCUUGAGAAACCCACCUCUAGUUUAGCUGCAAGGGUAAUUGCAGUGAUAUCUAUUCUCUUCAUUGUCUUAUCGACAAUUGCGUUAACUCUUAACACUAUACCUGCGGUCCAACAAAAGGAUCAUAAUCAUAAUGGUGUGGCAGCAGGUGAUAAUCACGACCUAGCUAUGGUUGAGGCUGUCUGCAUCACAUGGUUCACCCUAGAAUAUAUAUUGCGUUUCAGCGCAUCGCCAGAUAAAUGGAAAUUUUUUAAAGGCGGGCUUAACAUUAUUGAUCUAUUGGCAAUACUUCCAUAUUUUGUAUCGCUUUUUCUUUUGGAAACCAAUAAAAAUGCUACGGACCAGUUCCAAGAUGUGCGGAGGGUUGUGCAAGUCUUUCGAAUUAUGCGCAUCCUUCGAAUCCUUAAGCUGGCCCGACACUCUACGGGCCUGCAAUCACUUGGCUUUACACUUAGAAACUCCUACAAAGAACUUGGUUUAUUAAUGUUAUUUUUGGCCAUGGGUGUGCUUAUUUUCUCAUCUUUAGCAUAUUUUGCUGAAAAAGAUGAGCCUGGAACCAAAUUCUCUUCGAUUCCAGAAACCUUUUGGUGGGCUGGCAUUACAAUGACAACUGUUGGGUAUGGCGAUAUAUGCCCGACGACCCCUCUCGGAAAAGUCAUUGGGUCUGUGUGUUGCAUUUGCGGCGUAUUGGUAAUCGCAUUGCCCAUUCCUAUUAUUGUAAAUAAUUUCGCUGAAUUUUAUAAAAAUCAAAUGCGGCGAGAAAAAGCCCUCAAGAGACGUGAAGCAUUGGAUCGUGCUAAACGUGAAGGGAGUAUUGUUUCGUUUCAUCAUAUUAAUCUUCGCGAUGCUUUCGCCAAAAGUAUGGACCUUAUUGAUGUUAUAGUUGACACAGGACAUAAUUUAUCGCAGGGGGAUUUGGAUUCGGAGUAUGGGUCUGACAAAAAUCCUGCUAAUACUGGACAAGGAUGCUAUAAAAACUACCAGCAAUAUAGACAAAGAAAGAAUCAUUUUCCGCAACAAAAACCUACAACGAUUGAAGCUGAAUUUCAUCCCUCACCUAGUUUUAAAACACAUAGACAAUGGAGCACCGAGUCAAAUAAACAAAUGAAUAAAAAUGAUGGUGCAGACAAUCAAUUGAUAGAGGGCGAAAUUGAAACCAAAACUGAACCUUUUAUGAGAGUUUCAAAAUCAGAAGUUGAAGAGUUGAGGAAAGAAAUAGCGAUGGAAAGACAAUUAAAAGAAAUCAAACCAUCUCAAAAGCAAGAAAUUGUAUUGCCAUCUGAAUUUGAAUGCUGUAUUUGUUCAUCAGAUGAUUUCAAAGAAAGCAUCGAUGCGGAAGGUUUGAUGCCUCUAAAUACGUCAGACUUACACAAAACAGUUUGUAUGGAAUUGCGACUCACAAAAGCUAUGAAUAUUUUAAAUCUCUGCAAUGGUGGAAUAAAAUCUAAAAACUACUAUACAACAACUGAACAGUUGAGCGAAAGAAAGUUUAACUUUAAACCAAUUGAUGAUUUUAAGGAAAUGGAAAUUAACAAUAAAGAAGGUUGUUCAUCAAUUGAAAACAAAGAAAGAUUCUGGGAGAAAUCAAAAGAUCAAUCAAAGACACUGCAAAGAGAUUCAACUGAUACUACCAACAACAAUGAAACCUCGAGUGAAAACCGAAAUUCACAUAAUAGCAAUAAUGCUGAUCUUGCCAGUGUUGGAAGCACCGAUACUUUCAUGAGCUGUCAAACACAUGCAUUUUUAUCUCAAAAUGAUCUUACGUCUGCAGAUGAUGACAAAAAUGGUUGCAGCUUAAAUAUACUCGAUUUAGAUAAUUUAAACAUAAAUACACUCAAUAAAAAUUCUAACAGUACACUAUUACGAGGAAGCAGCAUGUUUAGCGGAAGCAUACCAAAAGAUCACAGUCAAAUUCCACAGGGAAUUGUUAAGAAAAGUUCAUCUGGGGACACAGGUUUCCGAAGUAUAGAUCAAAACCAAGGUUUACCUGAUUAUUUUCGAAGUGAAGCUUCUCUCAAUGAAAGUCCUUUACCAAAACAUCGAAAAACAAGAUUUCAACAACAGCAACAGCAACAAUAUCAAUGGGAAAGCAUCAAAUCUAGGUCAAAGAGACAAAUUGAAAAUGAGAGUUCGAAUGAAAAUUUGGAAACUUCAGUGACAAAAAAUAGUAGUAACAGCAAUAAAUCAAAUCGUAAGCAAUCAUUUAUAUCGAGUAAACUAAUAACAGCAGCUAAAAAACAGCUCAUUAAUCAGCAUUUGUUUGGUAUUCAAGCCAAAGAUUCUUCCCAAGAUAUGCAUAAAAGAUCAAAAUCCAUCUUGAAAAAUAGAUCGGAUGCAAAGUUAAUAUCUGACCCGGAAAGCGAGAAACUUUUAGGAAGUGACACGGGGUCAGGGAUUUCAGAUAUAAGCGUAAUACCCGCUGAUGGUUUAGCUGAUGUUUCAACUUAUAAGGUAUACAAAUCUAUUUCACCUCAAAUGAGUCAUGAGAGGCAUGAACGCUUCUUAAAGCAGCGAUCAUAUAAGGCUUCCAUUGAGAAUUUAAAAUAUCAAAACUCAAGACAGUCUGAGGAAACAAUGCUCAAACAAAUUGAGCCAAUUUUACAACGUGGUUCAGAAGUUGGAAGCACAACGAGUACUAACAAUGCUGCUGUGAGUACCUACCGAACUAAAUUUGGAACCAGAGAAAGUAGUCUAGAUUCCGAAACUGCCUAUUCAACAUAUCCACUGAUAGUUAAGAAUACAGAGAGCUCAUAAGAUGACUUAAACUCUCCAAAACUUCGAGCCAAUAACAAUUAGAAGUUACCAAGUGCAGCAAAAAAAAUAUUUCUCUUUUUAUUUAUUAAUACCAUUUCUGUAUAAAUAUCAGGCAAGUAUCAAUAAAUUAUCUUUACAUAUCCUACAAAUGAUCUAUAUUUAAUCAUCUACUUACAAGUAUUUACUAGAACAUUUUUUUCUUAUAUUUUAUUUAAAGGAAGCUUCUUUGAAUAUCAAAAAAAAAAUACCUAAGAAAAUAUUUAAUUUAAAAUUGAAAAAUAUGAAGGGAGAAUAAGAAGAAAGUGAUGUUCUACAGAAUACAUUGAAAAUAUCAAAAAGUUAUUAAUCAAUUAAAAAGAAAACAACUUAACUUUUUUAGAUAUCUGCUCUUAUAAACUCAAUAU
Messenger RNA from Clunio marinus, 4531 nucleotides. The record is from the annotation of a GenBank genome assembly. NCBI's taxonomy places the organism in Eukaryota, Metazoa, Arthropoda, Insecta, Diptera, Chironomidae.